This is a messenger RNA of Struthio camelus australis, 6915 nucleotides long. The record is from RefSeq and is a predicted model, not a curated record. Lineage: Eukaryota; Metazoa; Chordata; Aves; Struthioniformes; Struthionidae.
GAUUGCCAGGAUGGUGGAUAAGAACAUUUACAUUGUGCAAGGUGAAAUCAACACAGUGGUGGGAGCCAUAAAACGCAAUGCCCGAUGGAGCACUCACACACAUCUGGAUGAAGAAAGGGAUCCCCUACUGCAUAGCUUUAGCCUCUUAAAAGAAGAGCUGAAUAAUAUAACAGAGCUUUCUGAAAUUGAACCCAACGUCUUUCUUCGGCCUUUCCUGGAAGUAAUCCGUUCUGAAGACACUACAGGCCCCAUCACUGGAUUGGCCCUCACUUCUGUGAAUAAGUUUCUCUCAUAUGCACUAAUAGAUCCCAGCCAUGUGGGCACAGCGGAGGGAAUGGAGAAUAUGGCAGAUGCUGUCACUCAUGCCCGAUUUGUGGGCACAGAUCAUGCAAGCGAUGAGGUUGUCCUGAUGAAAAUCCUGCAGGUUUUGAGAACCUUGCUGCUUACUCCAGUGGGAGCCCACCUCACCAAUGAAUCUGUGUGUGAGAUAAUGCAGUCCUGUUUCCGCAUAUGCUUUGAAAUGAGACUCAGCGAGUUAUUGAGAAAAUCUGCAGAGCACACUCUGGUCGACAUGGUGCAGCUGCUCUUCACAAGGUUGCCUCAGUUUAAAGAAGAGCCUAAAAGCUACAUGGGAACUAAUAUGAAGAAGUUGAAAAUGAGAGCUGGAGGAAUGAGUGAUUCAUCAAAAUGGAAAAAGCAGAAGAGAUCACCAAGGCCGCCUCGUCAUGUAAAUAAGGUCUCUCCUGGGACAGAGCAACCAGUAACCACUGGUACUAACAUCACAGCAAGUGGAGUUACUUUCAUAGAUGGUCCUUCUCCCAGCUCAUCUGGAAGCUCAGAAAAUGUCUCAUCUGCAGUCAGCCCUGCUACAGACAGUGGCUUGGAGUUGUCCUCACAGACUGCCUCCAAGGAAGACCUGAGUGAAAGUCUGAGGGAGGAGAAGAUCCAGUCAGCCUCUGUCGAAUCUAUCCCUGAGGUACUAGAGGAGUGCACAUCCAUAGCAGAACAUUCUGACUCUGCCUCUGUUCAUGACAUGGAUUAUGUAAAUCCUCGUGGAGUACGUUUUACCCAGUCUUCCCAAAAAGAAGGAGCAGCGCUGGUUCCCUAUGGACUGCCAUGUAUUAGAGAACUGUUCCGCUUUCUUAUCUCACUCACAAACCCUAAUGACCGCCACAACUCUGAUGUGAUGAUCCAUAUGGGGCUGCAGCUGCUGACUGUUGCUCUGGAGUCAGCCCCCAUUGCAAACUGCCAGUCCCUCUUGGGACUUGUGAAGGAAGAGUUGUGCCGGCACCUGUUUCAACUACUGAGUGUUGAACGGCUCAAUCUGUAUGCAACCUCCCUCAGGGUAUGCUUUCUUCUCUUUGAGAGCAUGAGAGAGCAUCUGAAAUUCCAGCUGGAGGUNUAUAUCAAGAAGCUGAUGGAAAUAAUCACUGUGGAAAACCCAAAGAUGCCCUAUGAAAUGAAGGAGAUGGCUUUGGAAGCCAUAGUUCAGCUGUGGCGGAUUCCCAGUUUUGUUACUGAGCUCUACAUUAACUAUGACUGUGACUACUACUGCGCCAACCUCUUCGAGGAGCUCACCAAGCUGCUCUCCAAGAAUGCCUUUCCAGUUUCUGGACAGCUGUAUACUGUCCAUCUGCUGUCUCUGGAAGCAUUGUUGACAGUGAUAGAUAGCAUAGAGGCACAUUGCCAGGCCAAAGGGCUGAGCAGCAUCCAUCAACAAGAGAAGGAAGUGGUCAAACCUAACACAGAAGCCAUGAACAGCACCAAAGAAACAAGCAACAACAAAGAGCGAGUGCUCAGUGAGGGAAAAUGUUCUAGUGCAGUUGCAGAGCCAGCUGGGGCAUGUCCUCCCACCAGUGGGUGCCUUAUGGCUGACCGGAUGAAGCAGGGCUGCAUGGCGUUGGAAGGAGGAAGCGAGGCAGCUGAGAAGAGUAUCUCCAGGAAGCCUACUCGAUUUUCCUGUGUCCUUCCAAGCCCUCAGGAACUUAUGCAGAUUAAGAACAAAAAGAAGCUCCUGAUAACUGGCACAGAGCAGUUCAACCAAAAGCCAAAGAAAGGGAUACAGUUUCUGCAGGAGAAGAACCUUCUCGCCACCCCUAUCGACAACAACGAGGUGGCCAGGUGGCUACGGGAAAAUCCUCGCCUGGACAAGAAGAUGAUUGGGGAAUUUGUGAGUGACCGUAAGAACAUAGACUUGCUGGAGAGCUUUGUGGGGACUUUCAGCUUCCAAGGUUUAAGGCUGGAUGAAGCUUUACGACUUUAUCUAGAGGCCUUCAGAUUACCAGGAGAGGCACCUGUAAUCCAGAGGCUGUUGGAAGCCUUCACAGAGCAUUGGCGGAAAUCAAACGGGUCCCCGUUUGCUAACAGUGAUGCCUGCUUUGCCCUGGCCUAUGCCGUUAUUAUGCUGAACACUGACCAGCACAACCAUAAUGUCCGCAAGCAGAAUGUCCCAAUGACUCUGGAGGAGUUUCGGAAGAAUCUGAAGGGCGUGAAUGGAGGCAAAGACUUUGAACAGGACAUACUGGAAGACAUGUACCAUGCCAUCAAAAACGAUGAGAUAGUGAUGCCAGAAGAACAGACAGGCCUGGUGAAGGAAAAUUAUAUCUGGAAUGUCCUGCUACAUCGUGGUGCUACUGAUGAGGGAAUAUUUCUCCAUGUGCCUUCUGGAAGCUAUGACCAUGAUCUCUUUACCAUGACAUGGGGGCCAACCAUUGCAGCCCUUUCCUAUGUUUUUGACAAGAGCUUAGAAGAAACAAUCAUCCAGAAGGCUAUCUCUGGUUUCAGGAAUUGUGCAAUGAUUUCCGCUCACUAUGGCCUGAGUGAUGUAUUUGACAAUCUCAUAAUUUCUCUCUGCAAGUUUACAGCCCUCAGCAGCGAGUCUAUUGAGAACCUGCCCACUGUUUUUGGAAGUAAUCCCAAGGCCCAUAUUGCGGCGAAGACUGUGUUUCACUUGGCCCAACGCCACGGUGACAUUCUGCGGGAGGGCUGGAAAAACAUCAUGGAGGCCAUGCUACAGCUUUUCCGAGCAGAGCUGCUGCCCAAGGCCAUGGUGGAGGUCGAAGACUUUGUGGAUCCCAAUGGCAAAAUCUCUCUGCAGCGAGAGGAGACACCAUCUAACCGUGGUGAAUCUACAGUGCUGAGUUUUGUUAGUUGGCUCACCCUCAGUGGCACAGAACAAUCUGGUAUGAGAGGGCCAUCUACAGAGACGCAGGAGGCAAAGCGAACAGCUCUGGAGUGCAUAAAGCAAUGUGAUCCUGAGAAGUUGAUCACAGAAAGCAAGUUCCUCCAACUCGAGUCCCUCCAGGAGCUCAUGAAGGCCCUAAUCUCUGUGACUCCUGAUGAGGAGACAUAUGAUGAAGAGGAUGCUGCCUUCUGCUUGGAGAUGCUUCUGCGGAUUGUGCUGGAGAACAGGGACCGUGUGACCUGUGUAUGGCAGACUGUUCGAGACCACCUCUAUCAUCUCUGCGUUCAUGCUGUGGAGUUCUGCUUCCUGGUGGAGAGGGCAGUGGUGGGGCUGCUGAGACUGGUGAUUCGGCUCCUUCGUCGGGAAGAAAUCAGUGCACAGGUUCUCCUCUCAUUACGUAUCCUGCUGAUGAUGAAGCCAAAUGUGCUUUCCAGAGUUAGCCAUGAGGUUGCCUACGGCCUCCAUGAACUCCUGAAGACCAAUGCUGCCAACAUUCACGCUGGGGAUGACUGGUACACACUCUUCACCCUCCUGGAGUGUAUUGGGUCUGGGGUGAAGCCUCCUGCAGCCCUGCAGGUUACAGCAAGGGCAGAUAAUGACACAGGUGCUCAGUCGGACAGUGAGGUCUCCUCCUCCUACCAUCCAAGUGAUAUGAGCCUGGACCGUGGCUACACCUCUGAUUCGGAGGUCUACACAGACCAUGGGAAGCAAGGCAAGAUGCAUCGCUCAGUGACAGAUGUGGAUAUGGUGAACAGUGGCUGGCUAGUGGUGGGGAAGGAUGACAUCGACACCUCCAGACCCAGUGCUGGACUGAAUAGGCUGGGGCCGUCUCCUCUCGUCAACCAGUACAGCCUGACUGUGGGGCUGGAUCUAGGCCCUCAUGAUACAAAGUCUCUCAUGAAGUGCGUGGAGUCCCUUUCCUUCAUCGUGAGAGAUGCUGCCCAUGUGACACCUGAGAACUUCGAGCUCUGUGUCAAAACCAUCCGCAUCUUUGUGGAGGCGAGCUUGAAUGGGGGCUAUAAGUCCCAAGAGAAGAGGGGGAAGAGCCACAGGUAUGACAGUAAAUCCAGCCGGUUAAAAAAAAAGCCAAAGGAGAGCUCCAUGCGGCGAUCGCGGGCCUCGAGCCAACACCAGGCACACAGGGAGGAGGACGAGGAGGAGAGCAGUCCUGCCAGCUACCACACUGUGUCUUUACAGCUCCUGGACCUCAUGCACACCUUGCACACUCGAGCAGCCACCAUCUACAGCUCCUGGGCAGAGGAGCAACGCCAUCUGGAGUCUACAGGGAGGAAAAUUGAAGCAGAUUCCCGAACACUGUGGUCCAACUGCUGGUGCCCUUUGCUACAGGGUAUUGCCUGGCUGUGCUGUGAUGCCCGACGCCAAGUGCGGAUGCAGGCUCUCACUUACUUGCAGCGAGCCCUCCUGGUGCAUGACCUGCAGGCACUGGAUGCCCUGGAGUGGGAGUCCUGCUUCAACAAGGUGCUGUUCCCUCUGCUAACGAAGCUCCUUGAGAAUAUCAGCCCAGCUGAUGUUGGAGGGAUGGAAGAGACCAGGAUGAGAGCCUCAACGCUGCUUUCCAAGGUGUUCUUGCAGCACCUCUCCCCGCUGCUCUCCCUGACCACCUUUGCUGCCCUGUGGCUGACAAUCCUGGACUUCAUGGACAAAUACAUGCAUGCUGGCUCCAGUGACUUACUGCUGGAGGCCAUCCCAGAGUCUCUGAAGAAUAUGCUGCUUGUAAUGGAUACAGCUGGGAUAUUCCAUAGUGCUGACUCACGGACAGGAUACUCAGAUCUCUGGGAAAUCACCUGGGAGCGGAUUGACUGCUUCUUACCUAGACUGCGAGAUGAGCUCUUCAAGCAGACAGUUAUCCAGGAUCCAGUCCCCAGUGUACCAAUGGAGCAGCAUCCUCAGAAGUCGACAGCAUCUGCCUUGCCCCCUUCUCCUGCAGGGGAUGUAAGACCAGCCGCUCACGUGGCACCUUUGGAGAAGUCUUGUGAACUGGGUGCCAGUGAGUCUGAGAGAGCCACUGCACCCAGCUCACCCACCACUAGCACCUCUGUCUCUCCUUCUUUCUCGGCAUCCGCUCCAGCGAAGACAAGUCCCGUUACAGACUUACCUCCUACGACAGCACAGCCGCCACUCAUUCUGCAGCCGCUUGCCUCUCCCCUGCAGGUUGGGGUACCACCUAUGUCUCUGCCAAUCAUUCUCAACCCAGCACUAAUAGAGGCCACCUCUCCUGUUCCACUCCUAGCUACUCCACGGCCCACUGACCCCAUGACAACUUCUGAAGUCAAUUAGUUUGAGGGUGUCUGAGAACUGUCUGCUAAGGAAGCUCUGUGGGUGGAGGAUGCUGGCCAAAUGUUCUCUAGUAGCAGGCAUGUUUGUUUUAGAAGAUGAUGCUAACCUGAGCAAAAGGGCAGUUGCUGCAAUCCCCUUUGAGCAUAUCAGGAUCUGCUCCCCUCUUGUGGCAAUUGCCCAGAAACCCCUGGCUGCGGCCUUCUCGGAGGGUUGCCCAGUUCCACUUACCAGUCUUCUCCUUGCCUUCACAAUCUCAGGGGUCAGGCAGUACCCACAUGCAGCAGCCUGGGACCAAGCCACCAGCACCUCAUCUGGUCAAGAGAGGAAACUCUGUGAUGUAACGCUAGAGAUGGGCUACAGUACGGACCGCCUCUCUGAUUAUUCAGUCCAGUCCCUAGACAAAUCCCAAGCCGUUCCCUAGCUUUCCUGCCCAUGCUUCUGACUGCACAGCUUUGUUUGAGCUCUGGGUAGGCCUGGGUUCGGCAGGUUGAGAAUUUUGCCUAGAAAUGUGGAUGAGUAACAGUCCAGCUCCCACCUUGCUAUGUAGGACUUCUUGUGCACUGUAGCCAUAUGAUUUCCUCCUGGGACAGGCAUCACAGCCAUCUAGUAGCGAGGCAGAGAGUAGGGAAGCCUCGCAGGGGCAGCGCUGUCCUCCUCCCUUCUCCUGUAAACAGUCAGGCUUUCUGGGUGGAGGGAGCAAAUUCAGACAGGUCUGCCUAGUUAAGCAGAUGAGAAGAAAAUGCAGAGACCUGAGAGCAGAGCCCUGAGAGCAGAGCCCUAUGGCCAUCUCUCAAACAGGGCUUGGGAGCUACUCCCCCUGUGUGGUGCACAGCGGUGCUAUGUUGUCCACCACAUUUUACAUUGGCCUCUUAGUGUCCAGCCCCAGGGCUGUAUCCUCCAUCCUCAGGAGACCAUAUAUUCCUCUUUAGCUUGGGAAGGCUGUGGGAUCUGUGGCACUGGCUGAUAGAUGCCUGGCAAGCUCUGCUGUGCUGAAGAGCAGCCUUUCUCGGGGGAGCUCAUGCAGGACUAGUACCCCUUCUGCAUCUUCUAGUUGCAGGGAGCCCACCUCCUCCUCUACCUAGAACGCUCCCGCAGCCUGGAGCCGAAGCCCUGAUAGUCUUUCCUUUGCUUCUGCCUUGCACUAAGGGUGUCCUUCUCUUCUACCCCCUCGUGCCCAGAGCAGAGCUGGCUGCCUGGCAAGCACUGCAUCUCAGUUCUUCUUCCUCUCUGAAUUAGUUGGCUAAAUGUUCAAGAAUACCAGUCUCAGAAAUCUCACUGGUGACUGGGAGGGGCAUGGGCAUGAUUUCAACCCGGUUUCUACUGUACUAAGAAGAUCCUACGGUUGGGAUGGGAGUAGGGCAAGUGUACAUAGAGUAAAUGGCUACAAAUCCGAUGGACUUUUUACAGUGUAAUAAAUACAUCCUGUAAAUGAA